Drosophila montana is the source of this 442-nucleotide messenger RNA. RefSeq lists its product as uncharacterized. The transcript has a single exon. The record is from RefSeq and is a predicted model, not a curated record. NCBI's taxonomy places the organism in Eukaryota, Metazoa, Arthropoda, Insecta, Diptera, Drosophilidae. The coding region runs from base 21 to 419 and encodes 132 amino acids.
GUCAGCCAGUCAAGUCCAGCAUGUUCACGUCCCGAAGCUCAGCAAACGCCGCGCCGCGCACCAUUUGCAUCACUUGCAUCAUCAUUUUGCUGCUCGCGCUGGGCGCCGCCGCCGGUGAGAACGUUCUCCAGGAGCGACUGACGCUGCCCCAACAGGUGCGCAUCUGGCAGUGCCGCCAGCGCUGCUAUCGACAAACGCUGCUGCCGCCGGUGGCGCCGACACUGUGCCGCGCCCGGCCGGAUUGCUAUAUGUGCCACGACUAUUGCCGCGUUCUGGUCGUCGCCGAAUGGAGCCUGGCCAGAUCCAUGUGUGCGGAUCGGAUCUUCUGCAGCCGGGGCUGUCGCACCGCCUGCCAGUUCCAUCAGCUGCACACGGCGGCCAAUGCGGCGCCAUUUGCCAAUGCACUGAACAAGGCGUGAGCCAAGCGCACGGGCGGGCCAGA